AUGUCCUUCCCGCACUUUGGACACCCUUACGGCAGCGCUUCCCAGUUUCUGGUGUCUACAAGUUCCAGCGCCACUUGCUGCGAAUCCGCCCCGCGCUCGGUCCCAGACGUGGCCUCAGGCUCCACCCCGGCGGCCGCUCUCUGCUGCGCGCCCUACGACGGUCGGCUGCUGGGCAGUGCGCGGCCCGAGCUGGGCGCGGCCUUGGGCAUCUACGGAGCCCCCUACGCGGCCGCCGCAGCUGCCCAGAGCUACCCAGGCUACCUGCCCUACAGCCCAGAGCCGCCCGCGCUGUACGGGGCGCUGAAUCCACAGUAUGAAUUUAAAGAGGCCACAGGGAACUUUACACCUGGCCUGGCACAAGCAGGAGCCUAUUACCCCUAUGAGCCGACUCUGGGGCAGUACCAGUACGACCGGUAUGGAGCGGUGGAGUUGAGUGGCACAGGCCGCCGGAAGAACGCCACCCGGGAGAGCACCAGCACGCUCAAGGCCUGGCUGAACGAGCACCGCAAGAACCCCUACCCCACCAAGGGCGAGAAGAUCAUGCUGGCCAUCAUCACCAAGAUGACCCUCACCCAGGUGUCCACCUGGUUCGCCAACGCGCGCCGGCGCCUCAAGAAGGAGAACAAGAUGACUUGGGCGCCCAAGAGCAAAGGCGGGGAGGAGAGGAGGGCUGAGAGUGGAGCAGAGGGGUCCCUGGGCUGCCUGAAUGGUGACGCCAAAGAUGCUUCUGCAAGCCAGGAGGCCCGAGGGCUCCGGCUGAGUGACCUGGAAGACCUGGAGGAAGAGGAGGAGGAGGAGGAGGAGGAGGAGGAGGAAGAGGAGGAGGCCGAAGAAGAGGAGGCGGUGGCCACCGCUACGGACAGGCUGGCUGAGUUCCAUAAAGACUCGCAGGCGCAGCCAGCACCAUACGCCGCCGCGGCGGCUCGAGAGGCCCGGCUGGAGCGCCGGGAGUGCGGCCUGGCGGCGCGCCCCUUCUCGUUCAUUGAGCCCCCCGGGUCGGGAGAAGCGGAUUUCCUCCGGGCGGAGCCUGGGGGCCCCACGUUGACCCUGCACUACCCGUGCCGCGAGAAACCGCGCAUCUGGUCCCUGGCGCACACUGCGGCAGCCAGCGCUGUCGACGGGGCAGCACCACCCCCUCCCAGGCCACGAAGUCCCGAGUGCCGUCUGAUUCCGGGACCGCCUCCGGGCUCCGGCGGCCCACCCGCCGCCGUCCCCAGAGACUCCGCGGGCGAAGAGUCUUCCCGCGCAGCCAAAGCCUUUGGAAACCACCCGUUCGCCCUGCAGGGGCCGCCGAUGAACUGUGCGCCCUGCCCGCGGCGGAGGGAGCCUGCAGUGCGGUGCCAGUACCCGUCUGGAGCAGAAGGUAGUGGGUCCCCAACGGCGCUGGGUGUGUCUGUCCAAAGGACAGGGCUGCCCACGGUGCUGCCCGGCCACUGUCCAGCCUCUCGGCCUCUGGGGCACGGCCACGUUGGGACCUGGAGCGGGCUUGUCCCAUGGCGCUUCCUGAAACAGCAGCUUAGGAACCAAAGCACUAAUUCCGCCUCCUUUUGA
Messenger RNA from Panthera uncia (snow leopard), 1551 nucleotides. It is a transcript of the gene IRX6, whose product is annotated as iroquois homeobox 6. Gene Ontology annotation, biological process: regulation of transcription by RNA polymerase II; neuron differentiation; cell development. Gene Ontology annotation, molecular function: DNA-binding transcription factor activity, RNA polymerase II-specific; RNA polymerase II cis-regulatory region sequence-specific DNA binding. The coding region runs from base 1 to 1551 and encodes 516 amino acids. The transcript is spliced from 5 exons. Gene Ontology annotation, cellular component: nucleus. The record is from RefSeq and is a predicted model, not a curated record. NCBI's taxonomy places the organism in Eukaryota, Metazoa, Chordata, Mammalia, Carnivora, Felidae.